AGAAAACUUUUGUGGAAGUGGGCGAAGUACUAGGCAAAGCACAGGAAAAAAUUUGCUCAAGCGAGCCUCUUGUAACCUGAGUCAUUAUAGAAACAUAUCUAAACAAGUGAUUGUACUAGAAAGUUACGUUUCUCUCACAUAUAAACGAAAUAUUCGUACAUUAAAAAUAACUUUUAUUUAUUUAAUGGUUUCACAAUUAGAAGUUUUUAUUAAGCAUAAUAAUGAAUAUAAAGGAAAAUUAACAUUUAUUGUCAAUAAAUCUAACAAUAACAUGACAAAUGUUACAGAUUACGUUAUUGAAUUAUUAAAAAAAACAGAUUUAUUAGCAUGUUUUGAUAAAUGGAGAAAAGAAAAUGCAUCAAAAACUUUAAAUUUUGCAUAUUGGGAUAUGAUUAUUCAUGAAUAUUUAGUACCAUUUUUUACACAUUUAGUAGCUGUACGUAUCAGUAAUUUUGAAGCACGUUUAGAUGCAUGGAAAUGUUUUACAAAAUACUGGUUUACUUAUAACCAUUAUUUGUAUGCUAAAAUGGCAUGCCAUUAUUUAUAUGAAAUGCAUCAAUGUUCAGAUUAUUUAAAGCUACAAAUGAAACAAUACGUUUCAGCAUCAAUACCAGGAAUCUCAUUUACAAAUUUGGCAUUUGAUGAGGCUAUUGAAUCAUCACUUGAUGCUAAAAUGUAUCAUACAAUUGAACAAAUAACUAAUCUUGAAGAAAACAGUAACGAAGUUCACGUUGAAACAAUAACAACUAGAAUGAAACGUGAUAAUGAUGAUUUAUCAACAAUCAUGUCAACUAAUGUUAAUCCGUUUCGUGCACAAGGUUCAUUUGUACGACUAUUAACAAAUAUUACAAUACCAGAUGAUAUCGUUAAAAAAGUAUUGAAUUCAGGUUCAGCUGGUGCUCACCAAACAACCGACUUUAUAACAAAACGUUUACUUACAACACAAGAAAACUAUGACAAAAGAAUUUCUAAUAAUAAACUUAGAACUUUAGCAAGCUUUGAACCGAUACCUUGUUCGGUACCAGUAAUAAAAAAACCUGCUAAAAAACGAAAGAUUCUUUUGAAAAAUACUACUAACAAAUAA
Messenger RNA from Didymodactylos carnosus, 1084 nucleotides. The record is from the annotation of a GenBank genome assembly. Lineage: Eukaryota; Metazoa; Rotifera; Eurotatoria; Philodinida; Philodinidae.